Molecule: messenger RNA, 861 nt
Organism: Phoenix dactylifera (date palm)
Lineage: Eukaryota; Viridiplantae; Streptophyta; Magnoliopsida; Arecales; Arecaceae
Source: RefSeq, a predicted model, not a curated record
CACCCCCUGAAUCCUGAUCAUAUAACGUCGGAUAACUCCGUGACGAUAACCCUAACCGAUCCCACCCUGCUCCCUCUCCCCCUGCUAUAAAAGGACCGUAAGCACACUAUACAAAGUGAUAUAUCUUCUCCGUCGCUUGCUCUCAUCUCAUCAUCUUUCUCGAUCUCCGCGGAUGGCUGCGAACUCCAUCCUCGCCAACGGCGGCAAGGGGCCGUCGCCCGGCCGCCUCGCGGCGGUGUACAGCGAGGUGCAGACUAGCCGCCUCAACCACUCCCUCCCCCUCCCCUCCGUCGUUAGGGGACCCUUCAAGAUCGUGGACGGCCCUCUGAGCUCCGCCGCCGGGAACCCCGAUGAGAUCAAGAAGCUGUUUCCUAAUCUUUUCGGCCAGCCCUCCGCCACGCUAGUUCCGACGGGUUCCGCUCCUUCGGAGAUGGCUAGGAGUCUUAAGGUCGGAGUGGUGCUCUCUGGAGGCCAGGCUCCCGGUGGGCACAAUGUCAUCUCUGGGAUCUUUGAUUACUUGCAGGAUCGAGCCAAGGGGAGCACGCUGUACGGAUUCAAGGGAGGUCCAGCAGGGAUCAUGAAAUGCAAAUACAUGGAGCUCACUUCAGAGUACAUCUAUCCUUAUAGAAAUCAGGGUGGAUUUGAUAUGAUCUGCAGUGGAAGGGACAAAAUUGAAACUCCAGAACAGUUUAAGCAAGCUGAAGAGACAGCCUUGAAACUUGAUUUGGAUGGACUUGUUGUGAUUGCUGAUACUUCUACUCGUAGAGAUGAUGAUGCCGUCGACCCUUGAGACCUCGUAGACUGUUUAUUUAGGAAUUUGCUAUGUAUGUUUUUAAUAUUUUUAAAGUACAAUGUAAUCAA